AUGUCAAAGAGAGCAGCAGAUUUUCAAUUAACUAGUGAGAAUUAUGAUUUAGAGGAGAGGAGGUUGCGCACAUCAAUUUCAUCUAAAGAGAAUGAUAAAGAUGAGCAAGAGGGAGAUGUUUUAGAAAAUAAGGAGGAGAUAGGUGCAAGAAAGAUGGUUAGAAUACGAAAAAGAUACGAUGAUUUUGGAAGUGUUGGAAAUAUACUUACACCUGACACUAUAACGAAUUCUGAGGCUGUUUCCACUUCAACCUAUGGGGGAGACUCAAAAGAUGAAAAGUUGGGAGUUAGUGAAGAUAAAGAUUGUUUGACUCAAAAACAGAACAAAGGCCAGAAGAUGGGAGAAGAAGAAGUGGAAAGGCUCAAGGUUGAAAUAGAUAAAAAAGAAGAGAUGGAAAACCAAAAGGAAGGAGAAAACCAAAAGGAGGGAGAAAACCAAAAGGAAGGAGAAAACCAAAAGGAAGGAGAAAACCAAAAAGAAGGAGAAAACCAAAAGGAAGGGGUAAAUCAAAAGAGAGAAGAACAGAAGGAAAAAGAGGACCAGAAGAAAGGCGAGGAUAAAGAGGAAGUUCUUCCAUUUGGGAACUCGGGGUUUAGUAGUAGUUUCAAAAAUCCGUUUAUAUCUUUGGCUGAAAGCAAUGAAAAUAGUAACUUUUUAUUUUCAGGUUUCAGUGGAAGUGACAAGAACAAUGGAAUGGCCAUGUUUGGAGCGUGUUGCGAAGAAAAAAAUACUAUUGUGGGAGCUGGAGGCGAGGAAGGAGAGGAAGAGGGGACAAAUGAGGAGCCUGAACUAGAAAGCAAAGCUUUCACAGGCGAAGAGCAUGAGGAAACGGUAUAUCAAUGUAAAAACGCAGAUUUAUUUAUGUUAAAAGUUUUAGAAAAUGAAGAGAAAUCAUUUAAGAAGUUGGCAACUGGUAUAAUUCACUUAAAUAUUCCAAAAGACCGUGAAAUUUCUGAGCAGUCAGGAACUUCUGAUGAAAAAGAAGUGUUUGACACUGAGACUAAUUCAAAAUCCACUGAUCAGGUUUCAAAUAGUACUCAGCCCAGAAUGAUCUUCCGCCAAAAGGGUAUUUAUAAAGUACUUCUGAAUUCUCCUUUGAAUCUUGAAAUUUCAAAAACUUUUCAAAGGAAUAGCAAUAUACGUAAGGGUUAUGCUGUCAAUUUUAUAGCCAUUGGCCAAGAUUCAGAAAUUCAACAAUGUAUGCUCAGAUUCCAAAAUGAGUCAGAUUUAACUGAAUUGAUUGAUAAGGUUCACCAAAUUGUUGAUAAAUACUGCUCUAGGACUGAAUAA
Molecule: messenger RNA, 1290 nt
Organism: Cryptosporidium ubiquitum
Lineage: Eukaryota; Apicomplexa; Conoidasida; Eucoccidiorida; Cryptosporidiidae
Exons: 1
Coding region: 1-1290 (429 amino acids)
Source: RefSeq, a predicted model, not a curated record